CUUAAUAGAAUUCGACGUACGACCAUCUCGAGUUCAACUUUCACCAAGUUCAUCGGGUACAUCACUUCAGUACGGUCGACAUACAGAAGACUUCAAUGUAUUCGCGAACUACGUGAUGAGUUUUGACGACGUAAACAGUGAGGAGGAAUUGGCAUCCCAGAUCGAUGUGGACGAGACGUCUGGAUUCUCUAGUGGUAACCUCUUCCGGCAACCCCUGUCCACCACCGAUGAGGUCGUUGGCAUACGAGAGCAAGAGUCAGGAAGUGAUCAAGCCCAAGUCGAAAACAUUUAUAGCGCCAAUGUGGUAAACAAUGAUGAUGUUAUGGUAUUUUAUGAUGAUCCUGCCCCCUUUUCAGCCCGAGACCGUCCGAUCAACGUCGACUCAUCAGAACUUACGACCAACAAUGUCACCACGGAUACCCAUGUCCCUCCUUCGGGGGACAUCGGCUCCAUAGUUCCUUCAAUUGACCAUUCGGAUAUACACGAAGAGCUACAGUAUUCUCCUCUCCAGAGCCAGAGCCCACCGGGAAACCAAGAAUCAGUCCAGCAAGACAUUGAAUCACGCGCGAUUAGCAGUCACUACCACAAUACUCGUCCGAGACACACGAUGCCUCAAACAGAAUCUAUCGGAUAUGAUAAGGGAAACGAAAACAUAUUCUUUAGAGAAUGGUUCGGGGUGAGUAACUCUAUAUCUAUGAGGCAACUGUGCCGAAUACCGAAAGAUCAGGCUGCGAUCUUGGCCAAGGAGGAGUCAUGGCUGCCGUCAAACUCAUAUCCAGCAUAUAACGUUCCACAUUCCAUUAUCAGUGACCUACAGCGUCGUCAGAUGGUUGGUAGUUGUCACUCCACUGACCUCGAAACUUCUACGUCACUUUGGCACCGGCAAAUUGGUCGGGAUCAAUCCAAUAGCAGUCCUGUACGUUCAGGUUCUGAGUCAUCUACAGAGAAUGAGCAAACAAACGGGGCCUCACCGCCGAGCUCUGAUACAUCAGACGAAGUUUAUCCCUGGACUCCGUCUCCUUCGCAGCCGAGACGCCGCUCACCUGAUGAUCUUCCGCCGGAUAGCAGUGCCGUACAAGCAAGCCCAUCAAAGUGCGAGCUUACCUUGAACAGUACACAUGAUGACCGCGUUGCUAGACAAGAAAUUGGAGAAGGCAGACGCCUGCCUGAAGAAGAGGGUAUGGAUAUCGGCAGUAUCGUUGCUGUGGAAAGCGCUUUCGCACCCUCAUCACCAGCUGCUCCUGAAGCGGAAGCCCAGGUUCAAGUGGGUGUGACACCCCAAGGGAAAGCGCCGGAGAAGCCUGUGGCUCAAGUACCUGGGAGCAGCUCAGCCACAGAUAACAAACAACAGUCCUCAGGGAACUCCGCUUCGACUAACGUUGGUCCGUGUACAUAUCAGAAGCCUGACGGUCCUACAGCGAUAGAAAAUAGGAAAGUUGCUCUGUCACCUGAAACGACACAAACACGCGAAACGGGAGCAGAUAUCGUAAUCUCGUCCAAGCGGCCGUUAGAUUUCCCGGUGACCCUGGAUGGCAAUACACCAAAACGCGUCCGUACAAUUAAAAUCAAGCGAUUGAAGUGCAAGCCGAAGACAGGCACGCUUGCCACCCCUUCCAGAUCGCUCGCAGAGAUGCGCGGAUUUGAUUAUUCGUGCGGUGCUCACGGCACAGGAUCAAUCCAAAGCACAGCAAUAGUUAGAGAGGAGGAACCAGCGUGUGUUGAUGAUCAGAGCAAUCCAAAUGAAAACUCUGCAAUACAUGCUGUAACCACCUUAAAACCUGCGAAGCUGAGUUUUGUUUCAGCAAAUAUCGGAGAGCCUGGCGCGACGAGUUCGUUACAUAUGAAGGGAGUCGAGCUGUUUGGAAAAUCUUCCGUGCCUACGUCGUCAGUAGCUCUAGCCCAAUGUGCGCAAAUACUGGCAUCCAUUCAUAAGAACUGGGAGCCAGAUAGCGCCAGAAUAGAUGUCGAAGAGCAUGGCAUCAAGUGUGACCCAGGACGCUUAAACAAUAGGCUGAUUGCCGACAUUGAUAACACUCGCGAAGACACAUCGACAAAGUCUAUCCCGAGAAAUGAGCAAGACGAAUCUAUCAAAAAACCCAAUGAAAUUCGCGCUGAAGGUCUUUUCACGCACUCACUAGGACCAAGUAAAGAGACAUUAACUAUGAAAGAUCAUGAGCAUCAUCUCGCCGACCACUCGAAAUCUAUUGCAACGAAGAAAGUGUCCAAUGUCGGGCUUCAGACAACUCGUGGAAUAGUUCCGACUAAGUCUGUCUGCGGCCUCACGAACACGAAAUCUGGUCCUACUGUGUCGAAAGAGUCGUCUACUGUCAGGUACCAAGGGAUUCGCAAAGAGCUGUUAGCUAGGUCUCGUCCAUCGAGUCAUUCGUCGGCAUCGAAGAACGCGAAGACUACGGGAAUGUCUGCAAACAGCCCAGUCCCUGAUGCUUCGAAGAAUGCGUUCACCAUCAAAAAUGCUCCAGCUGAAUCAGCGACUCCACCAAGAAUACCAGCAACAGGGAUGACAAAGUUCAUUGCUAAUUACACAUCACUUAAGUGCUUCGGAGGCCGCUAUGGACGGUAUGAUAGCGAAACGGGCUCAUUAGAGCGGCCUCAGAUGAAGGUUGAUGUGUCUACAUGGCCAAUUGGCCCAGUCCAAGGUAGCCAAUUUAAUAGCGAGAACUGACUUUUGUGCACAAGCAUGUAUGGUAGUAAUAAGGUAGGUUUUUUUUUGGAGAUACCCUAAUCAAGGUUUUGGAAAGAGGACUGAUGAAACCCAUUACUGAUUGAGGAAUCCUGAGCUCUUUCAUCACUGUCACAAGACCCGUGUUUCUAAAACAUGCAUUCAUGCAGCUCAUCUUUGCAUUCAUUCAUUUUGAUGUUGCUUGAUGUUUGCGGACUUCAGAGUCUAGUAUAUCCCUGAAACUCAUUUAAGCUCUAGAUAUACAUAUACAUUUGCAAGAACUUACCUGGCAUUGUUUUACGCAACUCACGUGCGUGUUAUAUAGUACUACUGCGAAAAUGAAUGACUGAGCUUUUCUCAGCAAAGCUUCUGCCACCAAUCGGAUGAUAUCAUUUGCGACCCAAUCCCUGCCUUAUUUGGACUAGCAUAUAAGGCUUAAGUGAGUUUC
Molecule: messenger RNA, 3128 nt
Organism: Pseudovirgaria hyperparasitica
Lineage: Eukaryota; Fungi; Ascomycota; Dothideomycetes; Acrospermales; Acrospermaceae
Exons: 3
Coding region: 116-2683 (855 amino acids)
Source: RefSeq, a predicted model, not a curated record